Sardina pilchardus (European sardine) is the source of this 1971-nucleotide messenger RNA. It is a transcript of the gene hoxb8a, whose product is annotated as homeobox B8a. The record is from RefSeq and is a predicted model, not a curated record. Lineage: Eukaryota; Metazoa; Chordata; Actinopteri; Clupeiformes; Clupeidae. Gene Ontology annotation, molecular function: RNA polymerase II transcription regulatory region sequence-specific DNA binding; DNA-binding transcription factor activity, RNA polymerase II-specific. Gene Ontology annotation, biological process: regulation of transcription by RNA polymerase II. Gene Ontology annotation, cellular component: nucleus. The coding region runs from base 490 to 1230 and encodes 246 amino acids. The transcript is spliced from 2 exons.
UCGCCUGCUCCCUCGCUCCCUCUCCGUCUCUCUCCCUCUCUCUUUCCUCUCUUUUUCAUUCUCUCACUCGCUCCAUAUCAGAAGCUCGGAGAGCGGUGUCCGUGUGGGGAUGCAAGAAGCCAAUGGGAUGAGGAGCCGAUAAUAGAUGCAAAUUAUCGUGAAAAGACACGGCAAAAUAUGAAACAACUCAUUUGCCGCGGAGUAAAUCACGGAAAACUGUUUGCGAACUGGCACCCCAUACCGGAACUGUGAUGCAGGAGCACUUCUGUGGAGGCGCUUUUCAUGGAAUCUGAAUGAAUGUGGCUGUAGCACGGCUAUUUCAAAAGAGUGUACCAAUAAGACAAAAAUCUAUUUUCACCUCUGGGACUCCACGCAUGAUCUGUUUUUCUUCUCAAGGUUUGCCACGGUUUGUUAUUCUCUUGAUUCCACAGCCAGAGUAAUCACCAUCAACAACAACAAAACAACAACACCAGUAGCGUCUAACAAAAGAUGAGUUCUUAUUUUGUAAAUUCUCUCUUCUCAAAAUAUAAAAGUAGCGACUCUUUACGCCCCAAUUAUUAUGAGUGUGGGUUUGCGCAGGACCUUGGAAGCAGACCCACCGUGGUAUAUGGACCCGGCACCGGAGCAACUUUCCAACAUGCUCCCCAGAUCCAGGAGUUCUACCACCACGGCGCGUCCACGCUGUCCGCUACCCCCUACCAACAGAGUCCUUGCGCCGUCACAUGUCACGGAGAUCCAGGAAACUUCUACAGCUACGAUGCCCUUCAAAGACAGACGCUCUUCGGUGCUCAGGAUGCGGACUUGGUCCAGUAUAGCGAUUGUAAGCUAGCCGCGGGUGGCAUAGGAGAGGAGACCGAGAGUACGGAACAGAGUUCUUCUCCGACGCAGCUGUUCCCGUGGAUGCGACCGCAAGUAGCUGCCGGACGGAGGCGAGGCCGACAGACCUACAGUCGCUACCAGACACUGGAGCUUGAGAAGGAGUUCCUCUUCAACCCAUACCUGACCCGCAAGCGGCGAAUUGAGGUAUCGCAUGCCCUGGGACUGACCGAGAGGCAAGUCAAAAUCUGGUUUCAGAACCGCCGGAUGAAGUGGAAAAAGGAAAACAAUAAGGACAAAUUUCCCAGCAGCAAAUCUGAACAGGAGGCAAUUGAAAAGGAGAAGAGGGAAAAGGAGCUGGGCAUUGGGUCACCGUCCACCGACGAAGACGUCGACAAGGCUAAACAGAUCUAAAGUGGACAUUGAAAAAGACUCAGAAACAUGGGAGGGUGGGGGCAACUGUGUGGGGUUGUCUCGGAAACGUGACAGUCUUCUGGUGAUCACUACAUGUUUCAAUCGAUAAGAUUGCCUCAAAUGAUGGCUGACAGGACGAUAAACAUUGAAACGAUGUGGUGACCACGGGACUAUGAGCAGAAGGGAUUAAGCAUUUCUACUUUUUACCUGACAUUUGCAAAAUGUUAUAGUGUUUAAGCUAGAUUCCUGACUUUGUGGAACUAUGAUCGUGUAAAAAAAGAUUUAUGUUGUUAGAAUAUUGUCAUUAACAAUUAAAUUGGCAGCUGUACAGAUUUUAAGUUAAAUGGUGCACUUACGACUGUCCUCACUUAGCCUAUAUGUUAUGAUGAUGACGUAGCAAAUAAUGAAUUCCAACAACAUGAAACUGCCUAUUUAUGCCGUAGAUUUUACUCUCUUUUACACUUGUCCUCGUUUAGUUCAAUUAAAUUGAUGGUAUUUUGUUGUCUUCCUUUUUCGGGUAAGCAUGCGCACAGUUGAAGAAAAUUAUGGAAAAAAAUAAAAAUAAAAAAAUACCCUAAGUGAUGUCAUGUGACCCCUCGUUUAACUGUGAAACAGAAUGUAUACUGUACUCGUGAAUUAGUUUAUGGGGACUUGAUGAUAUGCUUUAUUGUUCUUCAUCACUUUGUUCUAUUGUCUGAAACCUGGAAGGAGCGGAAGAAAGGGGGCACAAUAAAGUUUACA